AUGGCCGACAAGAUGCAAGCUGUCGUCCAGCGCAACAAGGACUCUAAGCCUAUGCUUUCCAAGGAAGCUAUACCAAAACCCAAAUUUGAGGACCAUCAGGCAUUGGUAAAGCUCUCGCACGUUGCUCAGAACCCGACCGACGUGCAGUCGUUCGAUCGCAACGCCUUUGGUGAUGGUUCCGUCUUCGGCUGCGACUUUGCUGGCACUGUCGAGGAAGUUGGCAAGACCGUGACGCGUGUGAAGAAGGGGGAUAACAUAGCUGGACUGAUCUGGGGCGGCGAGAUCAAAGGCCUAGGUGCCUACGCCGAGUACACAGUCGCAGACGAACGCAUCUCCUUCAAGAUUCCCCCAAGCAUCUCGUCCGCCGCGGCCUCCACCGUCCCUCUCGCAGCCGCCACAGCCUGGCUCGCAAUGUUUUCGAAGGACAGCCUACACAUCUCACGAAACAGUCCUACCACAAUAUUAGUCUGGGGCGGCUCUUCCUCCGUCGGCUUAUAUACUAUCCAGCUCGCCCGCACGCAGAACCUCACCGUCAUCACUACCUGCUCGCCGCGCAACUUCGAUCUUGUAAAGUCCGUGGGCGCACAGCACGUCUUCGACUACUCGGACGCGGAUGUCGUCAAUAAAAUCAAGCAGGUAGCGCCAGAUCUACAGUACGUCUUCGACACCAUCGGCAACGAAUCGAGCUCCGCCAUCGCCUCCAAGGCUAUCCGAGAGCAGGGUGGUGGGCUCUGCACCGUACGGCCUGGCAAAGCCAACACAGAAAAAUGCACUGGGCACACCAAAGUCACGGAUGUGCUUGUCUGGACCGCCUUUCUCAAGGACCAUGCGUAUGGCGACUUCAAGUGGCCGGCGAAUAAGGACGAUCACGAGCUUGCCGCUGAGUUGUUCGAAAAGUUGCCCGAGUGGCUGGAGAAAGGAGCGGUGAAGCCCAAUGCGCAGACUGUUAAGAAGGGGCUAGAGAAGGUAGGGGAUGGGUUCCAAGAGUAUAGGGACGGGAAGAUUAGUGCGUAUAAGAUUGUUUAUGAGGUGUAA
This is a messenger RNA of Didymosphaeria variabile, 1035 nucleotides long. RefSeq lists its product as uncharacterized. The coding region runs from base 1 to 1035 and encodes 344 amino acids. Gene Ontology annotation, molecular function: oxidoreductase activity, acting on NAD(P)H. The transcript is spliced from 2 exons. The record is from RefSeq and is a predicted model, not a curated record. Lineage: Eukaryota; Fungi; Ascomycota; Dothideomycetes; Pleosporales; Didymosphaeriaceae.